Messenger RNA from Microtus ochrogaster (prairie vole), 1421 nucleotides. RefSeq names its product lysophosphatidic acid receptor 5 (gene Lpar5). The coding region runs from base 1 to 1155 and encodes 384 amino acids. Gene Ontology annotation, molecular function: G protein-coupled receptor activity. The transcript has a single exon. The record is from RefSeq and is a predicted model, not a curated record. Gene Ontology annotation, cellular component: membrane. Gene Ontology annotation, biological process: G protein-coupled receptor signaling pathway; behavioral response to pain. Lineage: Eukaryota; Metazoa; Chordata; Mammalia; Rodentia; Cricetidae.
AUGCCUCAGCCUAGUUUCUCUUCCCACUUGGACACGAUGUUUGCCAAUUCUUCAGCCAAUGCCUCUUCUACCAACAGCCCUGUGCCCCAGUGCCGUGACUAUCGGGGCACGCAUCGUCUGCAUAUGGUGGUCUACAGCCUGGUGUUGGCGACUGGUCUCCCUCUCAACGCUCUGGCUCUAUGGGUCUUCCUGCGUGUGCUGCGCAUAAACUCGGUGGUGAGCGUGUACAUGUGUAACCUGGCAGCCAGCGACCUGCUCUUCACCCUGUCACUGCCCCUGCGCCUCUCCUACUAUGCACGGCACCACUGGCCCUUCCCGGACUUCCUGUGCCAGACGUCGGGUGCCAUCUUCCAGAUGAACAUGUACGGCAGCUGUAUCUUUCUGAUGCUCAUCAACGUGGACCGCUACGCGGCCAUCGUGCACCCGCUGCGACUGCGCCACCUGCGGCGGCCCCACGUGGCGCGGCGGGUCUGCCUAGGCGUCUGGGCGCUCAUCCUGCUGUGCGCCGUUCCUGCCGCCCGCGUGCACAGCCCGUCCUCCUGCAGGUACGAGAACAGCACCGUGAGCCUGUGCUUCGAGAGUUUCAGCGAUCAGCUGUGGAAGGGCGGGCUGCUGCCGCUGCUGCUGCUGGCUGAGACCCUGGGUUUUCUGCUGCCCUUGGCUGCUGUCGUCUAUUCGUCGGGCCGGGUCUUCUGGACGCUGGCGAGGCCCGACGCCACUCAAAGCCAUCGGCGCCAGAAGACCGUGCGCCUCCUGCUGAUUAACCUCAUCAUCUUCCUGCUGUGCUUCGUGCCCUACAACGCCACGCUGGCUGUGUAUGGGCUGCUGCGGGCCAACCUGGUGGAAUCCAGCCUUGAGGCCCGCGAUCAGGUGCGCGGUGUGCUGAUGGUAAUGGUGCUGCUGGCCGGUGCCAACUGCGUGCUGGAUCCGCUGGUGUACUACUUCAGUGCCGAGGGUUUCCGAAACACCCUUCGCAACCUGGGCACCGCGCUCCAGACGAGGCCUCUGGCUACCAAUGGGGCUCGAGGGGUGCUCACCGAACCACCCUCAGAAACCACCCAAAACACCGGGCAGGACGCCACCAGUCAGGGGUUACUCCAGCCUGGCAAUCUGGAAACACACAUCACCCAGAGCCCCCAGGAUUCAGCCCUCUGAAAGGACACAGCGUCACAGUGUACUCUCGGGCCUCCCUUAGGGUGUACAUUUCAGCGAGGUGGGCUGGGGACUUGGACUUUGAAGCAACUGCAGUCCUAGUGUGCAGAAGGAGAUAAGUGUGUAAGCAAGGGCAGGAAAGCCAGAGUGUUGCUGGUGACAGUGUUAGCUCUGGUUUUUAUUCAGAGAAAGUCUGCUCCGGUGAGUAGGAAGCCAUGUGGUGAGUAUGCCCAUGGCUAAGAGCUGAUACAUGGAAGAGAAGCUGGAUC